This is a messenger RNA of Loa loa (African eye worm), 156 nucleotides long. RefSeq lists its product as hypothetical. Lineage: Eukaryota; Metazoa; Nematoda; Chromadorea; Rhabditida; Onchocercidae. Bases 1 to 156 code for a protein of 51 amino acids. The transcript has a single exon. The record is from RefSeq and is a predicted model, not a curated record.
AUGCCGUCGUCCAUCGCAGACCGCGGAUCACCGGAUGAGAAUAACUGGUCUAAAACGAUUGUUUCAUUCAAGAGACAUUUUGUGGAUAUUGAUUGUUGUGACAGCUUCGUUGACUGCUUCCUUUAUCGCUUCUUGAGAAUUUUGACAACAAACUGA